Molecule: messenger RNA, 883 nt
Organism: Durio zibethinus
Lineage: Eukaryota; Viridiplantae; Streptophyta; Magnoliopsida; Malvales; Malvaceae
Molecular function (GO): electron transfer activity
Source: RefSeq, a predicted model, not a curated record
UCCACUCGUCCUUUCAUUCACAAAAGCAUUUAAUUUUUCACUUGAUCAGUUACAAAACUUGAUUACCAACAUGGAUUUUACAGGUUCAGGAAGACUCAUGCUAGUAAUGAUGGCAGCUUCCCUGUGGGGAAUGAGUAUGGCCAACAGGGAUUGGGGCUCUGGCUCCAACCAAACUGGCUGGGGCUGGGGCCCUUAUCAUCCCCCAAAUCAAACAGAAGGCCCCAACAUCAUCAAUGUUGGUGGGUCGGAAAAUUGGCACUUCGGCUUCAAUUACACUGAAUGGGCAUUCCAAAAUGGUCCAUUCUACUACAAUGAUACUCUAGUGUUCAAAUAUGAUCCACCAAGCAACACCACAUUUCCUCACAGCGUUUACUUGCUACCAAACCUAUGGAGCUUCCUGACUUGUGACUUGAGAAGAGCAAAGAAGAUUGCAGAUCCAACCCAAGGAGGCGGAGACGGCUUCCACUUUGUGCUCAAUAGGUGGAGGCCCUAUUACUUUGCUUGUGGUGAACGUAACGGUUUCCAUUGCAAUGUUGGUCGUAUGAAGUUUAUGGUGGUGCCAUUUUUUCGUUGGCACCAUUGAUCGACGGAGAUGAGAGCAGGGAAGAUGCAGUGCUGCUUUAUACAAGGUUUUUAAUUAGUGAACAAGAUAAUUGUAAGGAUUGAUAGUUUGGUUUGUCAGUUUUGUUUUUAUACUUUUCAUUCGAGAUUACAAGCUGAGCUUAGAAUAAACCAAAGCUUCGCUUGGUACAGAUUGUGUUCCAAGGGAAGAUAAUUUCCUUCCGAUUUUGUGUCUUUCUUUUCAAGUUAAAAAUGGUGUCUUUAUACAUUUCAAUUAUUGUCUACAAGUUAUUAAUUUUAGUUUAAUGAGAAGUUUUUUCAU